Vitis riparia (riverbank grape) is the source of this 2052-nucleotide messenger RNA. Its product is annotated as polyamine oxidase 1. Bases 79 to 1590 code for a protein of 503 amino acids. Lineage: Eukaryota; Viridiplantae; Streptophyta; Magnoliopsida; Vitales; Vitaceae. Gene Ontology annotation, molecular function: polyamine oxidase activity. Gene Ontology annotation, biological process: polyamine catabolic process. The transcript is spliced from 10 exons. The record is from RefSeq and is a predicted model, not a curated record.
CCUUUCUCUUCAACCAAACACUAACAAAAAGAAAGCCUCUUUUGUCUUUCUUUCUCAAUUUCUUUCGUGGUCUGUGUAAUGGAUUCUAUAACUCGGUGUUCCGUGAUCGUAGUCGGAGCAGGUGUUUCCGGUAUAUCGGCGGCGAAGGUGUUGGCGGAGAAGGGAGUGGAGGACCUGGUGAUUCUCGAAGCCUCGGAUCGUAUUGGCGGGAGGGUGCGGAAGGAGGAUUUUGGCGGCGUGUCGGUGGAGCUUGGCGCCGGUUGGGUUGCCGGGGUCGGCGGAAAAGAGUCUAAUCCCGUUUGGGAACUUGCCCGAAAAUCUGGUCUGCGUACGUGCUUUUCCGACUAUAGCAAUGCUCGUUACAAUAUCUAUGAUAGAAGUGGAAAAUUAUUUCCGAGUGGAGUCGCGGCGGACUCCUACAAGAAGGCGGUUGAAUCAGCCAUUCAGAUGAUCAGGCACCAGGAAGCAAACCACCAUGGCGGCGGUGGGAUUGGUGGCGCUGACUUGUCCAAGCUAUCUGAACAGCUACCCGACCCCAAAACUCCAAUAGAGCUAGCCAUUGAUUUCAUUCUCCAUGAUUUCGAGAUGGCAGAGGUUGAGCCUAUAUCAACUUUCCUUGAAUUUGGAGAACAAGAAUAUCUAGUUGCAGAUGAAAGAGGAUACGAAUAUAUACUCUACAAAAUGGCCGAGACUUUUCUCUUUUCAUCAGAGGGGAAAAUAUUGGACAGUCGUCUAAAACUCAACAAGGUUGUUCGGGAAUUACAGCACUCAAGAAACGGCAUCAUGGUGAAAACAGAAGAUGGCUGUGUCUAUGAGGCCGAUUACGUGAUUCUGUCAGUUAGCAUUGGCGUUCUUCAAAGCGACCUCAUCACCUUCAGGCCACCCUUGCCUAGGUGGAAAACGGAGGCCAUUGAGAAAUGUGAUGUGAUGGUCUACACCAAGAUAUUCCUGAAGUUUCCUUAUAAGUUUUGGCCUUGUGGGCCAGGUAAAGAGUUCUUCAUUUAUGCCCAUGAGCGGAGAGGCUACUUCACAUUCUGGCAGCACAUGGAGAACGCGUACCCUGGCUCUAAUAUUCUUGUUGUAACAUUGACAAAUGGGGAAUCGAAACGCGUGGAGGCUCAGUCAGAUGAGGAGACAUUGAAAGAAGCUAUGGGGGUACUCAGGGACAUGUUUGGUCCCGACAUACCUAACGCCACUGAUAUACUUGUGCCCCGCUGGUGGAACAAUAGGUUCCAGCGUGGCAGCUAUAGUAACUACCCCAUCAUUUCUAAUCCCCAAGUCGUUAAUAACAUCAAGGCCCCAUUAGGACGCAUUUUCUUCAGUGGUGAACAUACAAGUGAAAAGUUCAGCGGUUAUGUUCAUGGUGGAUACCUUGCAGGGAUAGACACUGCUGAUUCUUUACUUGAAGAAAUGAGGAAAGAAGCAGAAAGAAAAGCCGAGAACCAAACUUUUAUGCUAGAACCCUUGUUAGCAUUGACAGGUUCUUUAACAUUGUCCCAGACAGAUGCAGUAUCAGCCCUCAACACAUUCGAUAUCCCCAGACAACUCUUCCUCACCAGCAAGCUGGGCAUGCCAGAAGCCAUCUUAUGACUAAAUGGACUCGAUGAUGAGUCCAAAUUCAGCGAUGUCCAGCAAACCUAUGGGAAUGGUGACCAAAAGGGUCUGCAUUCCAAUACAGUUCGAGGCCUAGAUGGUAUGCACGAAGCAGAACCAGUCCAAGAAAACAGGAAAGUGGCCAAAGGGGCGCAGACUGUUGUCAUCAUUGAGGAAUUAGCUUCUGUAUCUGAGGAAUUUUGAGGGAAGAAUUGGUUUGGGGGGAAUACAUAGAGAAGAGGUUGAUUGGAGUGAAAACGCUAGGAAGAAAGAGAGGCAUAUGUUGAUUCUGAUUUAUAGGGGGUUGGGGUUGAUGUUGUACAUGAAAGAACUAUGUUGUUAGAUCAUCUGGUUUUCUAUUGAAUACAUCUGAUGAUGAUGAUAUGAAAUUCAUGAAUUCAAAACCAGUUGAAACUGCAGUUUGGUCUUUAGUAAAUGGUUAUUGAUGCCCUUUUUUUC